Molecule: messenger RNA, 3519 nt
Organism: Tachysurus fulvidraco (yellow catfish)
Lineage: Eukaryota; Metazoa; Chordata; Actinopteri; Siluriformes; Bagridae
Gene: chmp6a
Product: charged multivesicular body protein 6a
Exons: 9
Coding region: 295-912 (205 amino acids)
Biological process (GO): vesicle budding from membrane; late endosome to vacuole transport via multivesicular body sorting pathway
Cellular component (GO): multivesicular body; ESCRT III complex
Source: RefSeq, a predicted model, not a curated record
CCCUGUGGACGCUGGUCUUGGUAUUACGCAUCUGAUCUGAGAUCAGGUUUAAUAAUUAUUUUGCGCGCAAAUGCGGGCGUGGAAUCUGAUCUUGGAUCAGAAUUUAAAGGGAAAUUGGACAGGGUAGCUUUUAAGCCUCACUUCCGGUUUUUUUUUUUUUUGUUGGCUAGCAGGUGAACGUUUUCAAGGGGAGCGACAGUGUGACUCAGGCGAUGUGGACUUUUUGUACUUAAUUAGUUUAUUUCAGAAAAGUGCCAGGUGUAGUAGAAGUGGCGGGGAUGUGGGAAAAACGCAAUGGGAAACGUUUUCGCCAGAAAAGGAUGUUCAAGUCGAGUAACAGAGCAGGACCUGGCUAUCUUGCAAUUAAAACAGCAGCGAGAUAAACUGAAGCAGUACCAGAGAAAACUCACCGUUCAGCUGGAGAAAGAGAGGCUUCUAGCCAAGCAACUGCUGAAGGAUGGGAAAAAAGAAAGAGCUCUUCUGCUGCUCAAAAAAAAGCGCUACCAGGAUCAGCUCCUGGACAAGACUGAGACCCAGAUAAACAACCUAGAGCGCAUGGCCCAAGACCUUGAAUUUGCUCAGAUUGAAGUAAAGUUCUUGGAAGGUCUGAAGGUCGGCAAUGACUGCUUAAAGAAAAUGCAUGAGGCCCUGUCUAUUGAGGAGGUAGAGAGAAUAAUGGAGGAGACACAGGAUGCCAUCGAAUAUCAGAAGCAAAUCGAUGAGAUGGUGGCAGGCUCUCUGAGUCAGGAGGAUGAGGAGGCUGUGCUGGCUGAGCUAGAGGCCAUCACUCAGGAUGAAGAUGAAUUUGAACUUCCUGAAGUGCCCACUGAGCCCUUGCCUGCAGUGGCUGAGCUAGAGAAGGAAAGAGAACCAGCUAAGGCGAAGCAGGACGGAGAGAUUCUGUUGGCAUAGUAGCCGACGGUCUUGUGAUACGGAUUGAUCACACGUUAAUCAGCCUCUUAUAUAAAAAGCAGAGCACGCUCGAAACACACUGUUGUUUCCUUUCAGCUCUUCCCAUGACUUUUCUUAAAAACUGAGUCAAACACUUGACUGCUGCAUGUACUGGCAUUGUGAUGAAGGAAAAAUUUGUCUGAUUUGAAGAGAACCAAUAAGCUCAAAAGGAUCGCUACCAUUAAACAUAUGACCGCAAAUUGGCUUGAUCUGACUGCCAAAAUUAAGAUCAUUGGGGACAUUUAUAUUACAUUACAUCUUCAUGUGUGGUUGGUAUUGGAUGAGAAAUCCAAGCAUUACGAUAGACAAGCAUUACACAACUUGAGAUUUAGUUUUUUGAAGUUAGAACUACGAAAUGAAGGAACUUUCAAUGAUCUCGCACAACAUGCUAGUCUUACUGUAAGUUACCAUGUGAAACUGACUUUUUAUUGAAGUAAACUCCGUUAUUAUGGAUGAAAUGUGUGAUUUCUGUGACCCACAGAACGAUAUCAGUCCUUUCAUUCAAUUCUCAAAACCUUUGUCGGAGUGGGAUGUUUUUUUUUUUAUGUAUGUAUAAUUUCCCAUGCAUGGAUUUCCAUGGCUUUCUGGUUUCUGUAAGUGAGAACGAUGUAAUCUCCACCUUCACACUUGAUUAUUUUUCCACCCACAAGCAGUUGUCCUUGACCAGUAAGCUGCUUUUUUUAUUUAUGAUUUUUGCCAUACCACUGAAGCCAGUAUUCCUAUCAAAUGUUCAUAUUUAUUGUCAAGGAAUAAGCCUGGUCUUUAGACACAAACAUGGUGCACUGCAGUGACAUGAAAAAAAAGAUGGUUUAUUAAAGCUGAGAACGUGCCUGCUUCAGAUGGUACUCCAUCAUACAGCCAACAAAAAAUCCUUUGAAGCUGUAGGAGGCAAAACAAGUUCAUAUUCAAAUUUCAAGCUGUUUAUUGCAUAACUUUUAUUCUUUGGGGAUCCAAACAUUUGAGAUUGUAGAUGAGUUCUUUCAGUCUCCUUACUUCAUUGCUACCAUAGCAACAACUAGCUGAAUUAAAUGUGAUGGUAUUGAUGUUACGUCCUUAGCCGCUAAAGUGUCUCAUGACGAAUUGAAAAGUCCUUGAUUCUAAUGUCUGAGAGGUGCUUAACAAAAUAAUCAGCCGAUUUUGUUUCUCUGGUGUGGAGCACAUCUAAAGAGAAAGGCAGUAAACCAAAUCCAGCAGGAAUACAUGAAGAAUGAUGCAUGAUGAUUAGAGAUUGCAUAUACACAAGCCAUUUUAAUAGCAAGAGCGAAAAAAAAAACAAAAACCUGCUCAUUCAUGCAAUUAUCUAAUCACGCCUGGCAGUUCUUACAGAUACAGAUCACAAUCAAAACACAUCAAAACAGGAUGUCAAGAUGUAGCUUUGAGCAAUUCAGGAAGUGCUCAUGAGGGAUUUUCAUACAAAAGUCUCUAGUAUUUACCUGGAAUAGAAUUAAUAAAAACAAGCCUAGUGGUUAACGGGUUGAACUACUGAUCCGAAGGUCAUGGGUUCGAAUCCCAGGUCCACCAAGCUGUAAAUCAACAGUAACCACAGUUUACAUCCGUGUUGUGCAUAAAAGCAUCCCAGAAUUGACAAGAUGCUAAACCUUGAAGCAGCUAAGCUACAGAAGACCAUCUGAGGCUACAGUCUGAACCUACAGUAAACCUGGGCAGCUGAAGACUGUCUUCUCACUCAGCCUUCUUCAUCUUUUGUCCGUUUAAUAUCGAACUAUGUGUUCACUCCUGUGACUUCAUGAAACUCUCCUUUUGUCAAUAAUAUUGUGCCGUGGUUGCUAUGGUUACCGAACCCGUGGAGGCGGAGAACGGGAACAGGUACCGUAAAGACACGCCUUGUGGGCGGGGCUUAAAUGGGGGGCGUGUUUUCCGACCUGAAGAGUUGUCUGUUUUAAUAAUCUCCAGCACGGUGAGCGCUUCUCAGCUGCAGCUCCCGUAGAGCUAAAAGCGCGAAUUUCUCCAGUCAAUACUGAGCUUUAUUCUAUUUUUUACUGCGUCUAGGAGGAGAAACAAAUCCCAAUUUCGGAUAACCAUUUCCUUAGAAGAGAGUGUUUAUGGUUUGGACUGAAGAUAUCAGCAUGUCUCGUACCGACGAGGUCCACCGCGUUACAGAGAAUGUCUACAAGUUCAAAUCUCCAGAACACAUCACUGUGCAGCACUAGGCUCAGUGUGCAGCUCAGCAGCUCACGUCUACAGUCGAACGUCGUCCACAGCCCAAAACACACAGCAUUGUUUAUUCCAGCUCUCUGUAACAGUCUCAGUGACGGAGUCCAGAUUCCGCUUACUGUUUUCUCACCUGUGCAAAUGAACCUCACUGGAGAGGAACACACACUAGGGUUGGAUUCAGACACCGCAUAUGCAUAAGCAGUUUUCUGUUAAAAGGGUUCAGUGGGCAGAAAAGAUUGUUAGAGGCACUAAUUCUCUCAACAACCUCUCUGUCACACGUCACGUUUCCGAGAAGCAACAUUGCUAAACUCUCCAUCUUAAAGACUUUGGUGUGGUUAAAGUUAAAGGAACAGCCUUAGUGCUGAUUUAUAAGUGGUAAAUAAAUGUGGAAAAUGA